AUGGACGAAUCAACAUUUCUUAUGUUACUGUCAAUUUUGAUGUUGGUGGCCAGUUACUUGGCAGGCAGUGUUCCAUUAGCAAUGCCCAUGUCUGAAGCUAAAUUGGAACUUAUAUCAUUAUUUGGGGCUGGUCUCCUAGUCGGUACUGCAUUAGCUGUGAUUAUACCUGAAGGAAUUCAUUCCCUAUAUUCAACUAUUGUACCUCAUAAAACUGCUGAUAAUAUAACAGUUGAAUUAGAUUUUAGUCACGUAAAUUUUCAUUCAAUAAUUGGAGUGACAUUAGUAUUAGGAUUUACACUGAUGUUAUUAAUUGAUCAACUGUCUUCAAAAUAUACCAGAGAUGUUGAAGCUGGAUUAACCAAUCGAAAUUCUGGUAGCAUGACUGCUACACUAGGUCUUGUAGUCCAUGCAGCUGCUGAUGGUAUUGCUUUAGGGGCUGCUGCUGCUUCAACUCAAACUGAAGUUGAAAUGAUUGUUUUUAUUGCAAUUAUGUUACACAAAGCACCAGCUGCUUUUGGUUUAGUCACUAUCCUAAUACAUCAUGGUCUUGACAAAAAAAGAAUACGUAAACAUCUGUUAGUAUUCUCCAUGGCAGCGCCAAUUGGUGCUCUACUUACUUUCUUUUGCAUAGGACAGGAGAGCAAAGAAAAAUUAUCAUCUAUGAACGCUACUGGAGCUGCAAUGUUAUUCAGUGCAGGUACAUUUUUGUACGUUGCUACAGUUCAUGUACUUCCUGAGUUAAUGAUCAAAGCUUCUAGGGGUGGCAGUGAUACUUUUAACUCUAUUGAAUUACUAUGCUUAGUGUGUGGCACAGUGACACCAUUGUUUUUGUCAGUACAUCAUGGUCACUAAAUAAUAUGACCAAAAUCAUAAAUGGAUAACUAUUUCUUGUUCAAUUGUUCAAUACUAUAUGAUGAUAUAUUAGUAGUUAAUGAAUUUUAACAUUAACGAGCUUAAGAACAAGAGGUAUUUUCGACAACCUAUAAUUUGUUAAUCUCUUCAUUUGUUAAUCCAAAAAACUGUAUAAAAGAUAGAACUCAAUAAAAAAAUGUAUACAUUGAA
Messenger RNA from Sipha flava (yellow sugarcane aphid), 1062 nucleotides. It is a transcript of the gene Zip102B, whose product is annotated as zinc transporter ZIP9-A. Bases 1 to 852 code for a protein of 283 amino acids. Gene Ontology annotation, cellular component: membrane. The record is from RefSeq and is a predicted model, not a curated record. Gene Ontology annotation, biological process: zinc ion transport; transmembrane transport. The transcript has 5 exons. Gene Ontology annotation, molecular function: metal ion transmembrane transporter activity. Lineage: Eukaryota; Metazoa; Arthropoda; Insecta; Hemiptera; Aphididae.